Messenger RNA from Pistacia vera, 2209 nucleotides. RefSeq names its product GDP-L-galactose phosphorylase 2-like. The transcript is spliced from 9 exons. Lineage: Eukaryota; Viridiplantae; Streptophyta; Magnoliopsida; Sapindales; Anacardiaceae. Gene Ontology annotation, biological process: glucose metabolic process. Gene Ontology annotation, cellular component: cytoplasm. The coding region runs from base 468 to 1589 and encodes 373 amino acids. The record is from RefSeq and is a predicted model, not a curated record. Gene Ontology annotation, molecular function: GDP-D-glucose phosphorylase activity.
AUAAAUUAGGGCUUCGGCUUACUAAUUUUAGUUCUUUGUUUUGCAGAUCAGGAAUUUCGAGAUAUUGCUUUGUUGUUGAGCGGUUUUGAAAUUGCUUGGAUUAGUGAAGUUUCUUUGUAUAAGCUAAAGUGGUCUUUCAAGAUUUGAGGAGAGAAGGUGAUUUGCUGGCCAGUUAGGCUGGCUUCGUCUAUUCAAACACGGCUCUAACAAGAGAGACUCGUAUUAAGAUUAGAAGGGGCGAAGAAUGUGUACAAGCUUUUCCUAAGUUCUUGAUUGCAUCCCCUUCAUUUCACGGUGGUCGUGGUGCCCUACCUUCAGCUGGUGGGCAUCCAGCGGAUCUUACUUUCCUUGCCGGUGGUGGGUGCUGAUAUGGGCAUCCAGUAGAUCUAACCUCAAACCAUUGUACUGGCAUUCUAAACAUAUUUUUUUCAGUUUGUUAUCAGUUUACUAAUAUUGUUAAUUUGAGCAUGGUUACCGUCAAGCAACUUCAAAAUAACAAAAUUCUGCCAAAGUCUGAAACAACAGAGCACUUAAAAUGUCCUUUGUUCUCUUUUCAAGGUGUCAAAACCCCUACCUACAACUUAGGUAGCCAAUCUCUUGGUGAGAAGACUUCCUCUGGAGGACUUUUAAGCAAUCCUGAAGAAGAACAGAGUAUAUUGGAUGCUCUUUUGCUUGCUCAGUGGGAAGAGCGGAUGUGGAAAGGUUAUUUCAGAUAUGAUGUGACGACUUCUGAAGUUAAGGUCAUCAGUGGUAGAGGAAAGUUCCUUGCUCAAUUGACUGAAGAGUGGAGCAUGGAUUGUCUAUCAAAAGCUGAGGACAGUAAAGUCUGUCAUCAAAGAGAUUCGUUUUUGUUUCACAGAAUCAACCACCAUGAAGAACUACUCUUUUGUGUUGCAAGCAGCGACAAGACGAACUCUGAGUUCAUUCCUUUAGCUGCUGUGCCGAAUGGUGCCAUCUUGAUUAUUGUAAAUGCAACCCCACUGGAAUAUGGCCAUGUCUUCCUGGUACCGUAUGGCCCUAGCAGACUUUAUUUGGAUUCAACAUUCUUGGAAAUGAUGUUGAGGGUUACCGUUGAAAUAAAUAACGAUUCUUUCCGCUUGUUCUAUGAUUGCUCUAGUGCUGGUGCUACUCAUAUAUAUUUUCAGGGCUGCUACUUUCCAAAUCAUUUGCCUGUGGAGCUCAUGCAUGUUGAUACUUUCUUUAGUGAUGGGCAGAAAGGAAUUCGUAUCAGUACAGUGACAGAUUACCCCAUUAAGACUCUCCUUUUUGAACACACCUGCAAUAUUAAGAUUAUGGUGGAGCUUAUUUCUGAGAUAUGUUCUCAUUUACAGGAAAAGAACAUUCCCCAUAAUCUUCUAAUAUCUGAUCAUGGCAAAAAGAUCUUUUUGUUCUUUCAGAAACAGACAACCUCAUCCGACCUUUCAGCUUGGGAAUGUGGCGGAUAUUUCUUGUUCAGGUCAAAGUAUGAAUUCGAUCAAGUAACUGAGGAGGCUAUGCUUAUACAUCUGAGCACUGUCUCACUUGAUGAUGCAGGCUUUGAGGCAGUGAAGCAGCUCAGUGGAAACAUUGCAAGUAAGCUUGUCAUUUGAUCUCGAGUCUGUCUCGAUGAAUUUAUGGCACAAAAUAGCUGCAUAAAAGUCUUUCUGAUCUAUGUGAACAGUGAAUACAUAUGUUUGUUAACUAUUUCAAAUUUUUCUUGUGUUUGGGUAAGAUAUCUUUGGAAGGAUUGAAGUUGUUUAAAUGGCGACGAGUUCUUCUAAUAUAUCGCAUUUAUGUGUGUUAGAUGUGGUAUAAGUGCUGGAAAAUCCAGUUUGGAUUUUUUCUGGAGCUUUGGCAAAAUAUUAUUUCGCUUCCUGCCAUCGGAAUCUAUUGCAAGCUUUAUUUGUAGAUUAUGAUUGAAUAAUAAUACUAUACAUACAACAUUUUUAUACAACAUUAUGUGGCACAAGAUGAUUGGGUGAAAGUUUAAUUUUAAUCUAAAAUCAGUCAAUCAUAUUUUAUCACAUAAUGUUGUAUGAGAAAUGUUGUAUAAAUUUGUUGUAUGUGUAGUAUUACUUAUGAUUGAAAAAACAGUUGAUAACAUAAGGUGUGUUAUGUUAUAAAUAUAUAAAAAAUGAUUAAUUUUAAUGAUUAUGUAUUCAGAAAAUAAAAGUGUAUAAGGUGCGUUUGGCUGGGGGUUAUAUGAGAUUGAUGAGGUAAUGUUAUUUUA